CCACUUCUGCUUCUAGGUGAUGCUGCAGCAUUUCUGCUCACUCCAGCAGCCCCGCACCACACAGCUGCCCUCACAGUGAGCUGCUCUGUGCCCUGCCACCAGCAUGCAUGAGGUCGUGCACUUCUCCAAGGCCCCCCCAGGACAGAGUGUGACCCCCCAAGAGCAGGAGAAAGCCCCAGGUGAGGCCGACGGCACCUAUGAGACCCUCCAGCUGGGUGAUGGAUCAGUUGAUGGCACCUACGAGACCCUCCAGCGGGGCGAGGGAGCAGCCAGACAUGGGACCCAGCAGUGCAGAGGUGAACCAGCCAUGCCGGUGCAGCACUCCAGUUUAGUGGGAAACACCAAGGCACUGACACGUCCAAUGGGCAUCAUGCACCUGCUGGAAGCCCUUUUCACCUGCAUUGCCUUCAGCGUGGUAGCCAGCAAUAGGGGCUGGUGGCAAGCCAACAUCACUUGGUGUAUGUUUUCGUGGUGCUUCUGCUUCUCUGUGACACCUGUGGUGCUUCUGGUGGAGACUGUGGGGCUCCAGCACCGCAUACCUGUCUCCUGGAAGGAUUUCCGCUUCACCUUCACCAUGUACGCCAGCCUUUUCACCCUCUCGGCCUCUGUCACCUAUCCUUUCACUGAAGUCAGAAAUGAACUAUACUGCGUGGAGCAAGACUACCGCAUUGCUGCCACUUUCUUCUCCUGCCUUGCCUGCAUGACCUACUCCGUGGAGGUCACCAUGAUCCACACCACACCAGGCGAGGUCACUGGCUUCAUGGCCACCAUGCCUGGGAUGCUCAAGGUGGUGGAAACCUUCAUUGCCUGCAUCAUCUUUUUCUUCAUCUUCAACACAAUGUUUCACGAUUGGCAUGGGGCCUUGAAGUGGUGCCUGGCUGUGUACUGUAUCUGCUUCAUCCUUUCACUGGUUGUCAUUGUGCUGUGCAUCAGCAAGUGCAUCAAUUGGAUGUCUUGUGCCUCCAUCAAGAUCCUCAGUGGAUACACACUCCUGGCUGUGCUCCUCUACAUCUCUGCCACCAUCCUCUGGGCCCUCUACAACUUUGAAAGUAAUCACAGGCAGCCCAUUUGGGCCAGAGACUACUGGGAUCACACCUUCUGUACCUGGGACAAGCCAAUAGCCAUCACUGUGCUCACUUCCAUCAACCUGGUGGUCUACAUCACCGACCUGGUCUGCUCUGCCCACCUCAUCUUCAGACAAGCCUAGGCACUGGUGCUGGUUGGCGGAAAGGAUGGGGAAGGAGCUGUGGGACCUGGCACCUGCUCCUUGCUAGGUGGGUCCCACCCUGAGCUUCCUGCUGCCUUCAACCCCUUACCCAGUCCUCCUGGGGACUUGUUCUCUCUCACUUCCCAUCUGUUCUCUUUGCCUCAUUCAUUCUUUUUUCUGUGUUCAUUUUCCUUCCUUUCUUAUCUUCACUUCCCUUCAUUCAUUCUUUUCCUCCUUCAUUCUCUCUUCUUCUUCCCCUCCUCCCCCCAUUUUCACACCUAAAUACUUUGGAUGCCCAACCUGCUCAUCACUUCAGGGCACUGUUGGGGCAAGCACACACAGUUAUACAAAUAUAAAUUUGCCUAUUGCUUUUCAUGUUAUGUAUUUUCUUGAGUUUUGCAUUGCCUUAAGAAACUCCAUUUUGUACUGUUACCUAGCUUGUCAUAAGUGUUCAACCUUUGUAUGCUGUAUGUGUGAGAGAUUUGGUGAGAGUGUGCCUGUGGAAAAGGAAAACAUCAGCUGGUGACUUGCUUAAGAAUGCAGGCAAAUAAAAGACCGGACAAGAAGAAUCUGCCCCAAAACAACAAGAGAACAAUGGCAAUCACCCUUCAAGGAAGAACACAGUGAUAACACAGCAAAGCCCAGAGGACUAGGUGAAUUGACAAAGCUAUAAAUGAUGGAGUGGGACAUAUUGAUUUUGGGUUUGUUUUGGAUGUCAUGGAGCAUCGGUUCAUCUGACGAGAUGGACCGGCACGAUUCCGGCUCCUACUUGUAAUCAACUUGGCUGGCCACUAAGUUGAUCUGAGCACUGAUAAGACUGGUAACAGAACAGCACAGAACUGAAAUUGGGGUAUGAAUGUGGUGUGUAUGCGUAUGAAGUGCUUAAUUAAUAAACGCAGCAUCUUGCCUUAUCCUCCCUCA
Molecule: messenger RNA, 2128 nt
Organism: Alligator mississippiensis (American alligator)
Lineage: Eukaryota; Metazoa; Chordata; Crocodylia; Alligatoridae
Product: myeloid-associated differentiation marker homolog
Exons: 3
Coding region: 104-1207 (367 amino acids)
Cellular component (GO): membrane
Source: RefSeq, a predicted model, not a curated record